CGAGGUGCGUAACCCACGCUUUACAGUCACAGCCAGCCUGGCUGGGAGCAGCUGCCUUACGAUUGAUCGUCAGCAACACCAAAAUAUUGAAUCGCCGUCCAGCGCCUGCCAGCUAGCUAACAGCAAGGGGAAGAUGGCCAGCACCGGCGAGAUCUGGCUGCAGUGGUUCUCGUGCUGCUUCCAGCAGCAGCGCUCGCCCUCCCGCCGCCCACACCAACGCCUGCGCAUCGACCGGUCCAUGAUCGGCAAUCCCACCAAUUUCGUCCACACGGGCCACAUCGGAUCCGCGGAUGUGGAGCUGUCGGCCAACCGUCUCAACGCGAUCUCAACCCAGAUGCAGAGCAAGGGCGGCUACGAGACCAACUCGAUACACUCUCUGCAUGCUUGCUGAUGAAAGCCCCCAUCACCUGACAACAUCUCCGCUAUAAAGUGCAUUUCGUGCAAUUUUUUACAGAGAAGAAGGACAGGAGAGGAGCAGCAGACAUACCCUUUAUGAUUCGUGCUAUCGGACGAGAAGGGGCAAAAAUGGGAGGGAAUGGUGGCCUAAACGGCGCCCAGAUCUGGAAGUCAUGAGGAGGUGCUUAGAUUAGGUUUCACAUAAGAAAAAAAACCAGACUGCGAGACAACGAAAUGCAUUUCGGCUUUUAUCCGCGGACCCACUCGAUUUUGGGUGAUUUGCUUUUUGUGAGUAUUAUCUAAAUGAAAAAUUGCAAAGAGUGCCAAGCGACUAAAAUCAAGCGACAAUUAAGCCUGAAACGAUUUAUACUCAGAGUCAGUUUCAGAAUUAGGUAUCAUUUUUAAAUGUACUUAAUGACAAAACAAAGAAAUUCAGGGGGAAAUCCUGUUAAUUUCCUAUCCAUAAUGAUUACCAUUUCCAAAGCCCUUUUUUGAAUUCGUCUAUUAAGCUCUUACGAAAACUGCCUUAUAAUCACCACCAGCAAUAAAUAGUCUGACGCAUGGAUUUUGGCUGAAACGGUGCAACUAGCAAAUCUUUAUUUAAAAAAGCUGAUGUAGCACUUACACAGCGUAUAUACAUACAUACCGAUAAUAAGGCAAAGUGUCGCACAAUCGUUUUCAAUACACUAGUAAUCAGUUUUAGAUCGUUUUUGAUAUUUAAGUGCUUGGGAAACAUCUUAACAGGAUUAGAUCCCAUGCAGACUGGAGUAUGUUGUUUCUGGGCCAGCGACAAUUCACCUUAGAUGGACAAGUACCUUUGUAGAACCCCGUUUUAAGAAACAGAAAUAUAUAGUUGUGAAAUCAGAUGCCGUUGUAGAUAACAGAGAAGAAAGAGUUUAGAAUGCGUUGGGUUUUAAGCAUAUAGACUAAUUGUAUAAACAAAUAUUUAGGCAAUAAUUUAUGGAAAUAUAUGUAUAUUUAAAAGCAACCCGUAAA
This is a messenger RNA of Drosophila teissieri, 1392 nucleotides long. RefSeq names its product CDC42 small effector protein homolog (gene Spec2). Gene Ontology annotation, cellular component: plasma membrane. The transcript has 2 exons. Lineage: Eukaryota; Metazoa; Arthropoda; Insecta; Diptera; Drosophilidae. The record is from RefSeq and is a predicted model, not a curated record. Gene Ontology annotation, biological process: regulation of Rho protein signal transduction. The coding region runs from base 134 to 391 and encodes 85 amino acids. Gene Ontology annotation, molecular function: small GTPase binding.